GAGAAAUCAGUUGUUGUUGUUUCAAGCAUCACAAGCUACAUCCUCUAAAAUCAGCAUCCAGGGGAGUUUACACAUUUAUUAGUGACAUCUUCAAAGUGGUACGUUAAAACAAACAUCGACUGUUCUUACUGCAGGUCUGAAAACACAUUGUAGCAGGUAACUCCUCGGUUUAGUCUCUCUGGGACACACACACAAAUAAUCACUCUCAAUUGUGUUUUUUUUUUCAAUUGUGGAAACAUUAAACAGCCACUAGAACAUAAAAAACGUGUUAGUGGAGGUUUCAUCUUAACAUUCGCGUCCCUAUUUGCUACUGCUGUGUGCUGGAAAACUGAGGAAACAAACAACAACAAAAAACACCUGGAAAAUUAUUAAUAUUAAAUGUAGCGUUGCCAUAUGUAUAAGAGUUUAGCGCUUUCUCCCAAAGAGUAGAGAAAAAGAGAAAAAGAGUGUGGUGUUUUUUACAACGCUCCCGUUUAGUUGCUACACCACCCACAGCCUUUGAAAGCAGCACUACCUAGUCUCAACCUAUAAGGGACACUGCGCAUGCUCGGAACAUCCACCAGACGGUCGGGAGCAGCGAGAAACCGCUGCAGAGGAGGUGUCGGUGUGUAGAAAAAUCCUCUUUCUACCGCAUUUCGGCGGCGCAAAUGUCCGGAAUGAGCAGUCAGGAGUUUGUGACUCCGCAGGAUGUCUGCCCUCUUCCUCCUCCUCCUCCUCCCCCUGCGCUGCUCUGGCUAGGAGGAGGGGGUAUACCUUGAGGAGGAGGCGGAUGAGGAGGAGGAGGAGGAGGGAGUGGGGGUGGAUGCAGCCUUAUCAAUAGCAGGUUGCCUCUGAUGAUCCAGUUCAAACUAGUUCUGCUUUACAUAUGAGACUGCGGCUCUGAGUGCUUCUACAUUUCUACAAAGAGCUGAGGGAGAAAGAAAAAACAAAAACGCUUCCAAAUGUCCAGACUUCUUCAGAACAUUUUAAACUAACAUGUAUUUGGUUGUGCUGCACCCAAAUGUAUCCAGCAUUAUCACCUUUCUCUUAUUUGAUGAGGGUGAAACUAAAAUGUUAUGUAACUCGCUCGUCAAGCUGCACUCAUAAAGGUGUAAAUAAUGCAAACGAAAACUUGGUCCGUGACGGUUUCAUUUGGGAUGAUAACAGUCAUUCACGGGGGAGUGUUUGGGCGACAACAAAGGACCAGAUCAAGCGUCGUCAUCUACCGCUGGCGCGGCGCGGCCGCGCGUAAAAGCCAGUAAAUGUCGACGCCUUUGCUCAGUGCGCGACGAGUCGCCAGCAGAUAGGGCUAAUGGGAGGUUUCAAAUGCGCAGUAAGGCGAGAUUUAAUCUCCAUGUUGGGAGUGAUGUAUGACAGGAACCGGGUGACAAAGCGGAGGGAAGCCGUGGAGGAAUCACUGCAGUGCAGCAGAGCUGUCAGUCAACCGGCAGAGGAGGCUGCACGCAGCACCAGACACCAGCGAGCAGCGGCUCAGUUUGAGCCUCCGCGGUGCCGGUUUAUUGUCGAAUCAUCGGGAUGUGACUGUAUCCUCUGAUAUCAGCCUCUUCUCCAUCCAAUCAGACAAUUUUAUCUGCGCAACAACGCACAUGUCUGCCAUUAUUUUAGAUUUAUGAGCUCUGCUAACUCAGCUUGAGCCAAUCCCAGUGGUUAAACUCGCUUAUCACGACCAUACACGCUCUAAUUUUUUUUUUAUUAUUAUUAUUUGUAAACGACCCGUCCUGAUGCUAAGUCUUCCUCCUGUUUGACGCAUCCCCGCAUUACCUUGCGCCUUUUGUCCCGCACAUUGCAUCCUCCCAGCCACAAACAAACCGGGGAUCCUCACCACUGUAAGACAUUGGGAAGACAAACCUGCUCAGAAACAACCUCCCCACGCAAACUCCCGUCCACACGGGCCCCACUUUCUCAAAAUACACACUCCGCCGGCACACAUACAUACAUACACAAGCCGGUUCAGACGCAGAGAGAGAGGGAGAGAGAGAGAGAGAGAGAGGGAGCGGUGAGCCUGUCUCUCCCUCCUCCCUCGUCCACCAGCAUCUAGCGACGCAGCGCUUCCACCAAUCUGCGCGGCGAGAGGACCACCCCAACCCCUGAACCCGAAUCUACCCGCCCUGCUCGCUUAUAAAUACCGCCUGGAUCACACCGGCGAGUCUUGGUCUUCAGAAACGCUCAGGGUUGCAGCAGAACAUCCCCCUUUCGUCUUAUCCCCCCUCAUCGUUUCGCUGUUUUUUAAGGAAAUCUCACGCAUCACCCAUUUUCACUCUUCAUCCUCUCCCCCCCUUCCCCUCCUGUUUUUUUCUUUUUUCUUUUCCGAACUGUAGUGGGGUUUUUCCGCGGCCAGUUGCAUGCAUUUUUCGUCUCCCAAAAUGGUUUGCGAGACUAAAAUUGUUGCGGACGAACACGAUGCUAUACCUGGGACGAAAAAGGAGGCGAUCAUGUGGAGCUCUCCUCCGUCCAGCGCGGCUCUAAACCCCGCGGAAGCCAAGGAUGCGAGGAAAGAUGCGGUUUUUAUCCGAGAGUUCGAGCGCGGGGAUCAGGAGGAGGUGCGGCGCAUCUUUUACGAGGGUAUUAUGGAGAGGAUACCCAACACGGCGUUUAGGGGGCUCAGACAGCAGCCGAAGACCCAGUUUAUAUAUGCUCUUCUGACAGUAAUGUGCUUUUUCGUGACCAAAUCCGUCACGCUGACCUGCUGUGCGCCCUUCAUUCUCAUGGGCGCGCGCUACUACUACAGCAGGAAAGUUAUCCAGAGUUAUCUGGACUGUGCUCUGCACACGGACAUGGCUGACAUAGAGGCUUAUUACAUGAAACCCACAGGUUCCUGUUUCUGGGUGGCGGUGCUUGAUGGACGGGUGGUGGGCAUCGUGGCGGCGCAGGGCCGUGAGGAUGACAACACGGUCGAGCUGCGGCGCAUGUCGGUGGACUCCCACUACCGCGGCAAAGGCAUCGCAAAGGCACUCGGUCGUCGCGUCCUGGAGUUCGCCGUGCGCAACAACUACGCCGCCGUGGUCCUCGGCACUACGGCCGUCAAGUUGGCCGCCCACAAGCUGUACGAGUCACUGGGCUUCCGCAGAACGGGCCGGAGCGAGGACUACAGGCUACCCGGGAUGAGCCGCUCGCCGCUGGAGAGGCUCUUCUUCCAGAUCCGCUAUAGCCGCUACCGCCUGCAGCUUCGUGAGGAGUGAGAGGUGACAGGGAGAGGGAGAGAGAGAGAUGGAGAGGGGGAGAUGGAGAAAGAGAGGGACAGAGAGAGAGAGAGAGAGAGAGAGCAACAACCCUCCUUCACCUGAGAGCCCCGACAGCAUCCUCUCCUCUGACAGCUUUUAUUUAUUUUGUGUCAUUAGAGAUAACUUUGAGUACUACUUAACACUAUUUCAUCUUAAAGUCACUAACGUUUUUUUUUUUUUAAUUUUAUUUACUAUUCCGCUUUUGUUGCUGUUGUUUUUGUAUUUUACAUUUAAAAAAAAAGAGUUUGUUUCUUUUAUUAAUCUAUUUUUUUGUAUCUUUACCCCUCCCUUUCCACCGUGGGAGAAAAAAAGAAGAAGGCAUUUUUAGAAAAGACGUCCAACUGGUCCCCCCCAACCAGACACCCUCACCAGCCCCUCGAGCUCCAAGACCACGUGACUCGAAUCAAAACUCCCCUUCAUUACUAUUCCUCCUGUUUCCUCCUCCCCCCAAAACCUCAAGCCUUCCCUUCCACGUUCCUUUUAGCAAAACUCAGCCAACGGGGUUUAGAUGAGAGUCAUGUCACUGGGGUUGAACAGAUCAGUGGAUGGGUGGGGAGGGGCAGAUAUCGCUUCCUAAAAAGAAGAAAACACACACACACAAAAAAAAGUGUUUCUUCUGCUACGCAACCUGACGCACUCUCUUUUGUAAAAGUCUUGCAGUGUCAAUAUUUGUGCGUGCGUUGUGGACAGAGUGUGGCCACAAGCAUGCACAAACCAAGCCGUUUGGCCAGUCUCUCAAGACACCAUAUUGAAGCACAGCGAGAGUGUGUUACUGACCCCCACAGUGAGAGAGAAGGAUGACAGGAUGGCUACCGGAAUAUGCACCGUGCGUCCUGGAUGGACAUGAAUCAGCACAGUGCAUCUUCCUCGCGCGCCGUCCUCUUUGCUCUCCUCGCUGAUUGCUUAAUUGGAUCUCUCCUUCCUUUCUGUUGUUUUUUUUUUCUGGAUGAAUCGCUCCUUUUUUUCCCCAGCAGAGUCGUGAAAACGGCCUCUGAUUGGUUGAGGUGAUGGGAGGGUGGAGCUUUCUCGCUGAGGGAUCCCAAGAAAUGAUAUAGCUGCAUUUCAGAGCUUGUGCGCGUGUGUGUGUAUGUGAUUGUUGAGAGUAUGUUGCUGUGUGUGUGUGUGUGUGUGUGUGUGUGUGUGUGUGUGUGUGUGUGUGUGUGUGUGUGUGUGUGUGUUUGCUUGUGUGUGUGUCUCUCUUGAGGAUGUGGUCAGUCAUUAGACCCAGCCUCAACAGACUACGAUGAACCUAUCUAACUAAACAUUAACUCCUUUCUAUGUGUGCUUUAAAAACUGUUUACUGAUUGAAUCGAGAUCAAUUCUGACAUUUUAAAGAUGCGAAUUAGCAAUUUUAUAACUUUAAAGAAAUUACCACGUUUAAAUAUGCAAAUUUUACUGUCAAAACUACGACAAUUACAAAGUAGCUACAGUCAACGCUCCACAUACUUCAUCCAGGUUAUUGGGGAACAACUUGGCUAUGACGUGACUACUAGCAAUACUUGCAAACCUACAGUACAUGACUGAGCACAAAUAGCAAAUAAUUAUUUCAACUACUAUACUGGCAUUAGUAUCCUCUCUCCCUCAUGUAUUUUUACUGUGCACACAGCUGAAAAUCCAUGUAGAGAACGUCAAACUCCUCCCGUUACGCCUCUCUCCAACUCCAUCCUCCGACCAUAUAACCAGCAGUAGAUUAAGCCAUCCACUACUCUGAGCCUAAGUUGUGUCAUCAAAACCAUUUGUAAAAAGCAAAAAUACAAAAAAAAGCACAUAACAUUAAAAAAAAGUAAUAAAAAAAAAUUUAUAAAAAUAAAAUAAUACAAACGUAAUUGUCACAAAGUUAGCACUGACCCUCCCGGCCUUGCUCUCCUCCCCCCAUCGAACUCUUCCUCCCCGCCAUUCACGAAUCUGUCUGCAACCCUGGGCUAGACCAUACACCCUCCUCCAUCCGAACCCCGCGCACCCUCCACCGACCGUCGACCGACCUAUCCUGCACCCGAGGCCUCAUCCAUUCCCCGCCCGCGUCUGCAUGUGCCACAGAGCCUUGCUGCACUGCUUUUAUUAUUCCAUCUGAAGCUUGAUGAACCCACCCUCGACCCCACUCCCACUCUGAUGUCAUCUGGGCAGUGUGACGCACGCCGCCUCUGCGACUGCGGGUGCCGGGGUUGCGCGCGAUGUACGGCUGUACGGGUGUGGCGUAGGGCUGCCCAGACAGCGCGAAGGUGUGUGUGUGUGUGUGUGUGUGUGUGCGUGCGUGCGUGCGUGUUCAGAGUUGGUACUCUCACCGACUGCAGCACUGCCUGGAUGACAUCAUGCCUGCCAGCCAACCAACUGUAGAAUGCAAAAAGCAAUGCAAGUGUGGCAUGCCUCUGUACCCAGUGUGUGUACGGUGCCUGCCCUGGAAAAGUGUAGAAAAAAAAUUGAUGAAAAAAUAUAUAUAUAUAUACUAUAUAUAUACAUACGUAAAAAGAAAAUAAGCUUCUUUUUAAGAUAAACAUAUAAAAGCAAUGUGUGUUUCUUUGGAAAAAAAAUAACUGUUUGCAUGAAACGUGUCUUUGAAUGCAAAUAUAACUUUUAGGGGAGAAACUCCUAGCACAUGGCAUACAGUGGAAGCAUCUUUUUCUUUUUUCUCGUAACGGUUUACGUCGUUUUAAGUUCACUGUAAUACGAGACAAGGGUGAGAAAUUAAUACCAGCCAAAAGCCAGUGCUCACAAAAAAACCUUUCAGCCAACCGUCGUGUAGAACAGGAUGUUAUCCAUCCCUGGCCUGGCUGGAGGACAAGAAGGUUCGAUUGCCUCCUUGAUCGCAGUGGGAAGCAUCAUAGCUUUUCUUCUAUUAGACCAGCUUGUUGUAAGGUUGCUAGAUGCUCUGCAGGACUAAGAUUUACUCUGGGAAUGAUAUAAAACGAAACAACUAUUGUAAAAAUCAUGUAGCUCACUACUUAUAUCGAGUGAAGCCCUUGAGCAAAUUUGUUCCAUGAAGAUAAAAGCGACACAAGUCAAAUGUUUAGACUUGGCUCCAAGUAAUUACUGCGCUUCCUGUCAAGUGUCCUAAAACAUCAAACUUUUCUUUUGCAUCUAAUUUGGAUUAAAUUUGCCACACGUAUGUAAUCCCAUGAAGUCCCAUGGUUCUCAACCUUUCCACCCUUAGCUCCUUUAGUUCAAGCCAUGUGAAACGAGACACUUCGAGAGGAGGUUUAGUCACCGAUGCGUUUAAAGUUAAACAGAGUCGAUCCGACACUUCCCUAAAGUAAAACACAAGGCACAAAAGCACUGAGAGCGUUAAACGACACUGUUUCCAGAUGUUUUCAGUGGCCCAACAUGUGGAGGAUGCCUCACGCCACCUUGAUGCAUCUGCUUUGAACUUGGUUGUUGCUGGAGAGUCAAAACGAGACCGCGUUCUGUGACUGCUUCUGGAGCGGCGGCGGCCACUGGCGUUCGCACAGGCUCCCAGAAACGAUCAGACCGCACCGCGUGUUUCACCUCAAUUGAAAAUCUGAUGUCAGAGCUGUGAAACGUCAGUGGCGCUGAGGAUUCAGAUUUCCUCACAGAAACACCACGGCAGAGGCGGACGUCGUGCGUUAGUUGUCCCCGCCGGCGCCGCGCGACUCAACCAGUCUCGAGCGGUUGAGAGUGAGAGAUGGGUUUUCCUGAGGUGGAUAGCAAACAUGAGAAAACUGUGGGCCUGAUGUUGUGGAAGAAUGUGAAGUCUGUCAAUUCUGAGCCAUUUCUGCUGCUGCCAAUCUCAGUUUUUGCCUGAUGAAAUUUUUUAAAAAGCUCCUAAAUGUAUUUUGGGGGGAGAAUUAUUAUCCACAUUGGUACAUAUUCUGAACAAAGGUAAUAUCAUUAGAAAACGCCUUUGCCAAGGCCUUAUGCACUGGAAUCAAACCCUGGAGUUCAAAUAUCUUGUGGACUGCAUGGCUUAAGGGGUGACUUUGAAUUUAAAGAUGAAGUGCACUGACUAAAAUGCAUUUACUUCUAGUCUGAGCAAUGUCUGUUUUCUACUCCAUGUGAAUGCUAUGCCCUGUGAAGUCUUGCCUCUAUUAAAAACCGGUGUGGCAUACACGAUGUUAGAAUGUAGUGAUUAAACUGUAUGCAACAUCUACCAGAGUGUACAUUUAGUUACACGCCGUUCCUCUGAAAAUGUUCUGCUGAUGUACAAUCCAAAAACAAUCUCACACCUUUUUCUCAAUUUGCUUUUUUUUUUCUUUUUUUUCCCCUGUGAUUUGUUUGAGUGAGCUUUCCUAUUGGUUGAGGUUUGAGGAGGUUUGAGGAGGUAUGCUGCGUUAGCGCCUCUCGCGCUGGAGAAGGCUCUUUUAGUUCAGAGUGCUUUAGAACCCAAAAGUCUGACGUUCGAUCUCUGAUGACCACGGCAGAGGCACAAGCUGAGGCUACUGAAACUUCAACUUGGGCAGUUUUUUUUUGUUUUGUUUUUAAAUUAAGUGGCCACCUUAAGUUCAGACGUAUCAGUCGAGAUCAACAUUUCGUUCAGUUUAUCUACCGGUAAAGGAGCAUAGAAUUCAAACCUGCACAAAUGUACAGAUCCCGUGGGUGUGUUGUGUUACUCGGGUGGAGUGUGUCUUCGCUCAGCAGGGCAAACACUCACAGGCAUGAAUGUAAACUGCCAACAUUUUAUGUUUUAAAUCUUUUUUUUUUUUUUUUACUUUGGGAAUGAGGAAGAAAAAAGGUUAAAAUCAACUGUCGGUUCUUUCAUUAAGUGACUAAACCACUACAUUAGAUGUUAGACAUUUUGUGUGAUUGUAAAUAGCUGUAACUCUACCUACUGCUAAUGUAUUAUUUACUGCGACCUGUCAUCUUUUGCCGGUUUCAACCAAUCCUGACGGAGUUCACUUUUUUUUUUUUUUUUUUGUCUCAGAAAAUGGUUGUCGCCUGGAAUGUUCCACCUAAAGAGGAGGGCGAGGGGCGAGGGAGGAAUGUGCCACAUUGGCAGUUAAAAGAGGGGGUAUGGGGCGGAGGAGGAGGAGGAGGAGGUCUGCAGCAACAGAGCUCCACAGCAUGGACUCCCUCUCUCUCUCUACCUCUGGUGAGGAUUUUUUGCUCGGCUGUAGCAAAUUCAGAAGGACUCACUCUGGACUGAGGCCACAGGUGCCAAGAACACAAAAGCACUUGUAGCACAACUGUGUCUUGUUUUGCUAUGACAGAACAGGUAGUUUUGAUUUUUUUUUUUUUUACAUUUCCUAUGAAGAAUACGGAUAAAGUUUCUCUUUCUCCUGUACUAUCGACUGUAUGUAUUAGAAGCGUAUAUACAGGACGUGAUACCAUCGUGUAUAAUUCACUCUACGGCCCGUGGCUAUUUUUGGAGGUGGAAGUUUGCCAAAGGUGACAGUAACUGCUGCAUUUCUGUUCCUUACAUGCCGAUAUUUUGUUCAACACAAGCCUGCACACUGACUUGUUAUUAUUUGGAAGAAAAAAAAAAUCCCGCCCACGUGCCAUCUAGUCAAGCAAUAAAUACAAACAGAGAAAACCACAAAAUAAUGACAUAUUAUCUACAUGGAUUUUAUUUAAAAUAUGAAAUGCUGCAUUGAUAUUAUAUAUCCCUUUUACUGUAUCAAUUAGUGGCGGUGAUGCCAACACAGUAUUGGCAUUGUAACAUUACCACUCAUUAUAGCGAAGCCUGAAGGGGUGUCUGAUUGUAAAAUGUUUUCGUUUUUUUGUAUUUUUCUUUACAAAAAGGUGUCAAAGAUGUGUUUUUUUUUUUAAAAAAGAAACUCGAAGCUGAAGUACACAGGUGUACCUCUGCAUAUUUGUACAGAUGUCAACAGGAAAUGACAAGAGAGGGGAUGAUGGAUGCUAAAGAGUGAGCAGUUCAAGCAGACAGGAAAAAAAAAAAAAAAAAGAUGGUGCAGCUGCACUCUGGAAGUGCUCUUAACUGUAUUUAACCACAAUCACUUCUGGUUAACUCACACCGCGACACAGAGACACGCACUGCAGCGCCACUUCUGUCUGUGGGACUGGAUCUAAUCGGUUAAAAAAAAAAAACAGCUGUCUAAAUCACAACCAUGUUUCUUACAAGUGGGAUUCAAAGUCUUUUUUUGAAUCUACAAGUUAGUAACUGUAAAGUUGUAAAGUAUAUUUUACUGUAAAUAGCAUCUGGGGGUCAUUUUUACUCCUUUUGUAACUGCAACUGGGGAUUUAAAAUAUAUAAAAGUAUAUUUUAAAAAAAAAUAUUUACAGCAUUAUUACAGAGAUUCUACAGCAGCGCAGGUGUCUUGAUCUGCGCUGCCUCACAGCGAUUCCCACAACGAGUAACAGCAGACACUUUCGCAGGGAACAGUGCACACCAUCUUAGCCCUCGUGUCCGAACGCUAAUGCGUCCAGACACUGCCUUUCUUGUCCCGCCUGUCUGCUUGAACUCUCAAGUCGUCGGGGAGAGCCCAAACGGCGGCGACUCUUGUUGGCUCGUAGCGCACGCCGGCCACGGCCGCGAGCGUCUGCGGCUCUGGACCGAGCUAUCCGGCUAUACAGCGAGCCGCCGCCGCGCAAGUGGCUCUCUCUGCCCUGGAGCCCUGUCAUGGCUGUCGUCUGUUGCCAGGAAACCGACCCGCACAAAGCACAGCAGGGGAUUGAUAUGCAGCCGCACUGUGGGGAGGCAGGCAGGUCAACCAGCCGGCCUUGAUCAAGGAGUAGGAGGAGGGAUUGAUGGAUGGACGAGACGGGAGGGGGCUUUAAAAUGCAACUGAGGGCACUUUCUGCCCGAAGCGUUUGCGGGACCUGUAGGGGAAGGGUGAGGAAUCGGAGAAAAGAGGCUCUUAUAGUCGGGUGGAGAGCAAACACCGCUCGGGGCCCCGCUAGGUUAGAGAGGUUACGUAAAGGCGUGGAAAUGACUCUAAAGAACGCAGGGUUAAAAUUAUAGCCAGUCACGCUGUGGGACACGAUUCUCGUGACCGGUGUCGGGACGAGCACGGGGGUGACUUAGCAGAUUCAGUGAGUCCCAGGAAGGUGAAGGACAGAAAGAGACACUGUAAAACUGCGUAGGCACUGCUGGUUCAACCGGUCGGCCCCCGACCCUCAGUGAGACUGCAGCUCUGGUUUUUAUUGGGGUCUAUUAGCUUUCAGUUCCCUUUCUGCCAUUCUGUUGAGAAACUGCUGUAUUACCACCCGGGAUUACUCUUAUUAUUGUGAUUAACCCUUUCUUUUAUACUGACAACACCUGGAACACUGUAUAGAUGUAAAGAUGGGAUUUCUUGCAUUAUGACGAUGACUGAACCAUGGAUGUACAUAUAUUGUAUCAAUUAAAACGACGAUGCAUUAAGCUUUUA
This is a messenger RNA of Mugil cephalus (flathead mullet), 10498 nucleotides long. RefSeq names its product N-acetyltransferase 8-like (gene aspnat). Gene Ontology annotation, molecular function: L-aspartate N-acetyltransferase activity. Gene Ontology annotation, cellular component: mitochondrial membrane. Lineage: Eukaryota; Metazoa; Chordata; Actinopteri; Mugiliformes; Mugilidae. The record is from RefSeq and is a predicted model, not a curated record. Bases 2343 to 3179 code for a protein of 278 amino acids. The transcript has 3 exons.